Trichoderma harzianum CBS 226.95 is the source of this 766-nucleotide messenger RNA. RefSeq lists its product as hypothetical. The record is from RefSeq and is a predicted model, not a curated record. Lineage: Eukaryota; Fungi; Ascomycota; Sordariomycetes; Hypocreales; Hypocreaceae. The transcript has a single exon. The coding region runs from base 125 to 598 and encodes 157 amino acids.
AUCACCGCCGACUGUUUGUAAUGUCUGCUCAGCUGCACCGAUGUAAGUCAUGUACGAGUAAUUUGUACGAGCACUGCUAGGACGCCAAGUACCUGCUGCUACUAGCACUAAUCGGCGUAGCUGCAUGUACUACUUGUCGCCAAGAGCCAAGCUGCCAAGUCCGGCAAACGCCAGCCGGCAGAGGGAGAGCAUGAGAUCAACUGCCAACUCCGGAAUCUCGACCAGUGCAGUAACGAAUAAAAAAAACUUUGAAAAAGGAAGAAAAAAAAUAUUGAUAAAAAAACGUGUUGACGCAAAGGACCCUGACCCUGCAAGAGAUAUCGAAUCCACAACGUCGUGGCAACCCUUUGCCGAUUCAUCCACGGCCAGCCAUUGGGCGUCUCAGCAUCACGCACAUGGCCUUCAUGUCCAGUGCUUUUCCUUCCUCACAUCUGCCCAAAUGAGGCGGUUUCUUGUGGGCUAUCCUGGCCCCCCGGUCGAACUGAUCCUCGUGUGGGCCUCGAGUGCUCGGAUCAAAACGACACGACCAGUUAGCGCUGUUCAAGUUCCAAGCAUGUGCAAGCAUCUACACCAAGAUUCUAGUACGUGUGUGUACUAGCCAUUGUCUCGAAGUGGGUUCUCCUCGAUACCACUCUGCGCAGGUGGUUUGCUGCAGGCUAGUGCACGUUGGGUGGGAGGGAAGCAAGAGUUCCAAGACACACGGUCAUGGCCUCGGCGUAACCCUGUGAUGAAAUCGAUAUAGAUAGCCGGUGCUACCCCUUCAAAG